This is a messenger RNA of Aureobasidium pullulans EXF-150, 3987 nucleotides long. RefSeq names its product TIP120-domain-containing protein. The transcript has 2 exons. NCBI's taxonomy places the organism in Eukaryota, Fungi, Ascomycota, Dothideomycetes, Dothideales, Saccotheciaceae. Gene Ontology annotation, biological process: SCF complex assembly; protein ubiquitination. Gene Ontology annotation, cellular component: nucleus. The record is from RefSeq and is a predicted model, not a curated record. The coding region runs from base 1 to 3987 and encodes 1328 amino acids.
AUGGCUACCCAAACACCAGCCAUACCCGUCAACCCGUCGGCGCAUCAUGUCGCCGCUCUACUGCCAAAGCUACAGGACGUCGACCCUGACAUUCGAUACAUGUCCUUGAACGACCUGAACCAGAUGCUAACGAUUGGCCACCCCACCUUCAUCUCACACGACUACAGCUGUUGCGCACGCGUGGUCGAAGGCCUUCUACACACCCUAAACGAUCAAAAUGGCGACGUACAAAACAUGGCUAUCAAAUGCCUUGGUCCAUUCGUCAACAAGGCUCCGGAAAGCAUCCUUUGCCCCACCUUCGACAAGGUGUCGAACCUCCGUACCGACAACGCUGUCGAUAGCUCAGUACCUGCUCUAGCCGUCAGAGCCAUGGUUGUUGCACUUCCUCGUCCCGCUCCCGCUAUUCCUCGCACGGCAAAGGUCCAAGAAGCAUACUCAGCAGUCAGUCGCGCGCUGAUUCCGCGUCUCGUGGGUUACACUGUCAUCUCCACUGGCAAGAGCUUGCCAGCACCCCCCAAGGGCAUGAUUCAGGUUGAGAUGGAAAAUGGUAUUGACAGCAACGCUUUGGACGUCCUGGUUGAGGUAGGUCGAUGCUUUGGCCCCAUGCUACAAGAUGUCGAGGUGGAGGCGCUCCAAAAGAUCACAACCGAGGUGCUCGAAAACCCUCGAUGCAGUACUGUCAUGAAGAAGAAGGCUGUUACUGCGCUAUCUGUCUUGUCGCCCUACUUUUCCGACCCUCUGCUUGCUUCAGUCGUAUCUCAUGCGAUCGAGAGCCUCCGCCAAUCACACCUCACACCUGCACAACGCCGUCUAUACCUGACCAUCUUCGCUUCGAUGGCAAAGUCUAUCCCUCGCAAAUUUGGCCCUUACCUCAGAACCCUGGCGCCCUUCAUUCUUUCUCCAUUGAGCGAAGAAGAACUCGACCAACAGAAUGAGGAAGCCGCGGAAUCAGAUGAAGGUCGUGAUCCUCAGGUGGAAGAGGUGCGCGAGGCUGCUCUUCUGGCUCUAGACUCGUGCCUUGCAUCAUGUAGUCAAGAUAUGACACCGUACGUCGGUGAUGUGAUCGACUCAUGCCUCCGCUUUGCAAAGUACGACCCCAAUUACGCUGCCGAUGAGGAUGACGACAUGGAAGGGGCUGAAAGCGAUCAAGAUGAUGAUUUCGACCUUGACGAGGACUUUGAAGAGGAGACUGGGUUCGACGAUGAGGACGACGUCAGCUGGAAGGUGCGUCGUGGUGCUGCUAAACUGAUUCACACCCUCAUAGCCACAAGAGGAAGCGGCGACCUGCUCGAAACUGGUAUCCUAUACGAGAAGAUCGCUCCUGCCUUGCUCUCCCGAUUCCAAGAACGUGAAGAGAGCGUUCGUUUGGAAGUUCUUUCUACCCUUGCCUUCCUCAUCAGGAAGACAGGUGAGGCCACCUCGACUCCCAGCCUUCGCCGAUUGUCUUCAGCGACUGGUGCUCCUGUUAGCCGCAAGCGCCGCCGCGAUAGCAGCUUCUCUAGCGAGCGUCCGUCACUCUCUAUGUCCAACGGCUAUGCCUCGCCCUCGACACCUCCUCCGCAAGGCGGUCCUCAGGUCAGCCUGUCCGCCCUGAAUCCUCAGAUUGUGCAAGGAUCUGCCAAGUUGCUCAAAUCAAGCACUGUUCCUACCAAACAUGCUGUCAUCUGCCUUUUGACCGAUAUGGUCACUGCUCAGCGCGGCGGUUUGUCGCAACGUAUUGACCAGGUAAUCGACCCUGUUCUCGACGCUAUGAAGGCUACAGGCAGCACUUCAGGUGGUUCCUCUGUGACCAACAAUGCUGUCCGCAUUGAGUCGCUUCGUCUGCUUCGUGCCGUCGCAGACAUGCAUUCGUCAAAGGUCAUUGACCCAUACCUCAGUAAAAUCAUGCCAGCCUUGACUGCUGUAUCCAAGGAGAAGUUCAGCAAGGUUUCCUCCGAAGCCUUUGACACUAUUCAAGUCUACAUCAAGGCUCUUACUCCUCCUCGUUCCGCCGGUUCCAAGCAGCAGAACGCUACCUACCUGCAACAAAUCUAUGACACAGUCAUCCAGCGUAUCUCUGCUUCUGACACUGAUACCGAGGUUCGUCAGAAGGCCGUGCAGUCUCUAGGUCUGUUGAUUGGCCGUACAUCUGGUCCUCAGGGAUCGGCACUUCUCAGUCAGCAGAGCAGACUAUCCGGUCUUCAGCUCAUCAACGACAGACUCCGCAACGAGCUUACUCGUCUAGCUUCGGUCAGAGCUAUUGAGACUAUUGCUGUAUUGGCACAGAGCUCCAAGGAGUUCACUCCUGAGUGGGUUCGUGAAGUUUCACUUGAGUUGGGCGCUCAGUUACGCAAAUCCAGCAGAAUCUUGCGCGGAGCCAGUCUGACCGCUCUCAAGAGGGUCGCUGCCAACCCUGCGUGCCGCGAAAACAUGGAUGACGAGACUGUGCAAAAGAUUGUUCAACUUCUUCUGCCUCUGAUCCUUGUUGAUGUUGAUCUCCACCUGAUUGGCCCUGCUCUCGUAAUUAUCGGUUCGUUCGCCAAUGAGAGACCUCAACUCGUCUUGGACGCCGAUGUCAUUCGUGCCUACUGCUUCGUGGCUAAGAUGGACCUUACUGGCGCUUCGCUCGACGCUCUGCUUGCCUCUCUUGAAAUCAUCGGUCAAAAGGGAGCUGGAAAGAGCCUGAUGAAAGCACUGCUCAGCGACGUGGGUAUUAACGGUAACCCGGAGCUAGUUGGUCAAGUCAUCGGUAUCUUGCUUGUGGCUGGCGGUGCAUCCGUCGGCGUGAGCCUUGCCGACUUCGAAGCCGAGCUGAAGACUACUGCAGAUGAGAAGCGCAGAUGUCUGGCUCUUUACAUCCUUGGAGAAGCUGGCUUGCGCAUGGGUUCGAAGUUCCCGUACGGACCUAGUAUGUUCAGCUCGUUCUUCUCAACCAACUCUGAGAAGGUCAACCUUGCUGCUGCGGUUGCUCUUGGGCGUGCUGCUGCUGGUAACGUUUCAAGCUACCUGCCUCAGAUUCAGACAAGUAUGGGUCAGGGCAAGCAGUAUCUGCUUCUUCACACGAUCAAGGAGCUCCUGCAACACACUGCUGCCGAGACCGAGGUCAUCAAGUACUCGAAGCAGCUCUGGGACAACAUUAUCACAGCGUCACAAGUUGAGGAUAACAGGGUUGUCGGAGCUGAGUGUAUUGGAAGAUUGGCCACCAUUGAUCCUGCUGCAUACUUGCCUCAAUUGCAGGCGUAUUUGAGCGACCCUAAGCCUACCGUUCGCGGCAUGGUCAUCUCGGCUCUUCGCUACACCUUCUCCGACACCGACCCAUCUUACGAUGUCUACCUGCAACCCAGCAUUGUGCCCAUGCUCACUACCAUGCUCAACGAGGAGGACCUUAACAACCGUCGCCUCGCAUUGACCACCUUCAAUUCUGCUGCGCACAACAAGCCCGACCUGAUCCUGCCUCAUCUCGACACCCUGCUGCCACUUGCUUUGAAGGAGACUAUCAUCAACACGGAUCUUAUUCGUGAAGUGUCCAUGGGUCCCUUCAAGCACAAGGUCGACGAUGGUCUCGAAUUACGCAAGUCUGCUUACGAGACUUUGUACGCUUUGAUGGAGACUGCUUUCGCGCGCAUCCCCAUCUCUGCCUUCUACGACCGUGUACAAGCCGGUGUCGCUGAUGAGCACGAAAUCAAGAUCCUAUGCUGUUUGAUGCUGACGAAGCUCGCCGUUCUUGCACCUGAGGAGACCGUCCGCCGACUCGAGUCCUUGGCAACCGCAUUCAGAGCGGUCCUUGCCUUCAAGCCCAAGGAUACUGCCGUCAAGCAGGAGCUUGAGAAGCUUGGUGAACACAACAAGGCUGUUGCCAAGGUCAGUGUGGUUAUCAACAAGACUUUCCCUGCCGAGACGACUGCAGAGCACGCGCGCGUGUGGAACGACUACUGGGAGUGGGCCAAGAAGGAGAUGGCCACUAUUGUGAAGAGCGCAGAGGAGGAGCUCAAGGAGAAGGACCACUAG